CAGAGCACCGCUUCCUUGAGCAUGUGUUUCCAGUCGUCCCUGUCUGUCUUGUUGCUGUGCUUGGCUUUGCUAGUGGCCAGCGCCUAUUCUGCAGCGUUUGGUGAUUCAGUCGAAGAAGGAGUGCGGGACAAGAAAAUCAUCACACUUUUACGGCGGAAUAACAGCUGCAAGCUGUACGGUCACUCAUGCCUUGGAGGUCACGGGAAACGCUCGGACGAUGGCAGCGCUCCUGGCGGCGCCAUCUCUCCCGACGUGAUGCAGAUGCUACGCAAGACAUCCGAUGACGAAGCGCUGGGCCCUUUCCCGCCCCAGGCCAGGUUCGACAGGGUGGCCCUACUCGAGAAGGCGCUCAUCCAAUUGCUACGCAACAGGAUGAUGGUCUGAGCGCGCAGCUUGCCUCUUUCCGGUCACAUAUCAUGGCGGCGAGCCCUGGCGAACAGUGCUGGCAGGACUCGAUGGAUUGAUGCUGGAUAUGGCGAUGGAUACCUCGAACGAAACUGAAAAAAAAAAAAUGUUUUCCACGUAUGAUAAUAAAAUGAAAGAAGUCAACCAAGACAGACAGUGAAAAUCCAUAUAUUUAA
Messenger RNA from Rhipicephalus microplus (southern cattle tick), 581 nucleotides. It is a transcript of the gene CCHa2, whose product is annotated as neuropeptide CCHamide-2. The record is from RefSeq and is a predicted model, not a curated record. NCBI's taxonomy places the organism in Eukaryota, Metazoa, Arthropoda, Arachnida, Ixodida, Ixodidae.